GCUCUGUCUCUCUCUGUCCCCAAAAUAAAUAAAAAACGUUGAAAAAAAAAUUAAAAAAAAAAUUAAAAAAUUUAGAAGACGAUAGUAUGGCUUUGGUUUCACCGUAUUUCAUUUGUUAUAUUUUCUCUAUGGCAAAGUGAUAUUCCAUGUAUAGCGUUGUUCCUCAGUUUCCUUUUAAAAUAAUGUGUUGGAGUUUUGUUUUGUUUUUUUAAGGAAUUGGUUUAAAGCCGAGGUUUCAGAAAUAACGGCACAUGUCGUGUCCGGACAGAGCGAAACCAUGAAGAAGAUACUAAAUGAAUGGUUUGGGGAGCACUCGGAGUUUGCCGGGGGCACGGCGGGAGUCAGACAGGCCUCCUAGCAGGGGAGGGGUGGAGGCUGGACCCGGGAGGAUGGGGGCCACAAGGGACGUGGGAGGACAGCAAAGAAAGGCUCCCUGGCGGGCCUGGUCCAAGGCCAAUGGGUGGUCUCGAUGCCGGCCGAAGGUCACUGGGUUCUAGAUUCAGGGUCCACCUCUCCAGUCCCGUGAAUCCCGUGUGGUCCUGGCGACAUCCCACCCGCCCCCGGCCCUCAGCCAUCCCACCUGUAACAUGCAGACACCGGGCUGGACUUCAAUGCCGCGAACAGGGUUGCACAGAAGCCGGAGCCAAGAUGUAUUUGCCUUUGCAGUGUCUUCUAACAAGUUGACCUCACCAGUGAGAAGGGGAAUUCCUUAUGAAACCAGCAUCCUUGAACAACUUGACGUUGUGGCAACAGCGGGUCCACGUUUCGGGGGCCAGCAACUGGCCAGGGCCGAUAUGCCCUGCAGGAUGCCACGGUCCCCACCACACCCCACUGGCUCCCCACGGCCGGAGGCGGGUGUUAGUGACCCCCCACCAUCGCCUUGCCACUCCUGGAUGAAAGUUACCUAUUUCCAUGCCCGUGUCUCUAACCAAAGUGAAAAGCAAAAGAAAGCCAGGGCAAGGGGCCAGCCGAUUUUCCCUGCACGCGGCCCUCUCAGACUUCUGUCAUCGGCUGACCCCCCCGAGAGGCAUCUGAGUUUGAGACCCCUGACUUCUAUGAUUUAUCAGGUCCCACCCGGGUUGGAGAGCCUGAAUGGGGUGAUGAGUUUGUGCGCGGGACCCCCAGACAAAACGAGGACCAAAAGUCCAGAGCGGAUUAUCAAUGUCAGGCCACGGGCAAAGCCCGGGAUCUGGAUUCACUGCCGGCUGUGUGGCCCUGAACAAGUCACUUCUCCUCUCUGUGCCUCAGUUUCCUCAUGGGCACCAGGAAGUGCCUCAUACAGCCCAACUGCUAGUUCUCAAGAGAGAUCCUUCGAACGCAAGACACAGGGGAGGCCUUCAGCCCAGGAAAGUGGCCCCUGCGCUCCUUAUCCCGCCCCUGCCCCCACCAGCCCUGUAUGCAGACGCCCCCAGCGGCCACCCAGGCCUCUCUCUGUCUCUUCCAUCGGAGAGCGGCUGGGAGGACGCGCCAAUAAGGAGCUAGUUAACUAAAUAAAUGAACGAGGCAGGUCUAUGCCGAUAUAAAUCUCUGGAAGAGAACAUUUAGACACUCCAUAUUCGAGCUGGAUAUCAUUUAAAUUACCAGACUGCCUCCUCGGCCCGUAUCCCCUUAUUACCAUGUUUUUAAAGCUCAGAGCUUAAUUGCACACCGCCACAGCCUUUACCCACGGCACUUGUGGAAAUUACAGGCGCCUGCCUGCCCACUCAUUUGCAGCCCGUCACCCCCCGGCCGGCGGGCGGCCUGGGGUUUGGGCACUGGAGGGACGCGUGUGUGGGAAGCAGGGGUCCGGCGGGAUGGGGUGGGGUGUAGGCCAAGAAGCGGGCGCAUCAGUCGCCUCCCUGACUCCGCCCCCGAUGGACCAUCCUCCAUACAGCGGCCAGAGUGAUCUUCCAGUCAAAAUCAGAUGAUGCCGUCCACCCCAGCUUUGACUCCCGGCUGCCAGUUCACCCAGGUUAAAAGCCAAACUCCUCAUACGGGUCCUCAGUGCUCGGUGGGAUUUAAACCCCCAUGACCUCUCCGAUUUCUGCUCCUAUCGCCUCCCACCCCUCCUUGCCCACUUGUCCUAGCUAUCUGGCCUCCUUGCUCUACCUUGAACAAGUCACUGUGCCUCAGGACCUUUGCACCUGCCGUCGUUGCCGCCCCGCUCGCUCUUCCCCAAUGUUUGCAUGGUGAGCUCUUCCACCCGCUUCGAGUCUCUGCUCCUGAGGCCUUAACUAAAAUGUGUUCUCUCUCCCACACUGCACAUUCUUCUUUAUUUUCCUUCAUAAAAAUGCAUCACUGCGUUUGUAUUAUUUUGCAAAUACGUGUGUAUUUGUUUCUUUAACACUCGCCUCCAUUAGGAUGUCACUCGAUGAGGACAAAGGCUUUGGAGAAAGAGCAGGGAGCAAAACAGGGUCUUCGUGGUGCCGCGAGGGAAGGAACACGACCAGCAGCCAUUGAAAGCAUCCGCGUACCGUGAUUAUUGGGUGACAUUCCCAGGUCGCCUUUCCCACUUUGAACCUCUAAGUUCUGCAGAAGUAAUGCAAGGGAGCAGGUAGGUGGCUUUGGACCAUUUGACAGGUGGGGAAAUUGAGGCUCAGGGAUGCGACGUGACUUUCCGGACGUCACACAGUAAACUGAAGGGCACGGGUCCCCUUCACUCUCCGACAAAGACGUACCAGGCUCCUGCCUCCGGCCCUUUGCACGGGCUGUUCCUCCCGCCUGGGAUGUCCUUUCCCCCACCCCCUGCAAAGCCCUACCUUUCCUCCGGAUUUCGAUUCAACAUCUCCAUAGGGGAACCACCCCCACCCCAAGACCAGGCAGAUCUACUUUCUAGAAGUCCUGCACACCCCUGUAUUUCUUCACCGUGCUGAUCAGAGUCGUGAAUGUAAAAAUGUGAGAAGAUAUUUUUUUGCUAACAGGUGAACUCAGGAGCAUCAGUGGAUUGCAGAGGUCGGCUGCCUGCCCAGGCCGGGUCGCCCGCAGAGCAGACCCUGUGACAAGAACGGGAGUUUCUGUGGGAGGUGGUCCCAAGAGGCAUAUGGGAGGGAGGGAGACGGCCAGGCAGGGAGGAGGAAGAAGAGUACAGCGCGGGGUGCAGCAGUGAGCAGGGGACCACUGUGGGCGACGGGGCGACGGGGGGCAACGGGGGGGCUCAGGCCCCCAGGGGACGCCCGGAAGGCCGUGCAGAACGUGCCUCUGAGCGGCCAGGAAGCAGGGACAUUUGUCCACUCACUCCCAUCACUCACUGAUGGAGGAUUGCUCCUGGGGUCACCACCUUCCUGGCACUCCUGACCCACCCUGUGUGGGGACUGAGUUCACCCCCGCGGCCACCGGAAGGGCUCAGGCAAGGAAAGGAAAGAUCCCAACGUCACAUCCGAGAGCCAUCCCCCGAACCGUCUAGAGGAGACCACGCGACUUGCGUGCCACUGACGGCCUCCGCCACGGUUUCUGGCGGUAAUUACUAUUGGCAUAUUUACAAGUCAUUCGACAAACACUCUAUUCACUCACCCUGAUCAUGAGGCCAGCCCUGAGCCCCGAGGGAGGCAGAGAAGCCCAAGGCCUCGGCCCUGCUCUCCUGGAACAGAAAGCCCAGCUGAGGAGCUCACACUCGAACACCCCGAGCAGCCCAGUGGGGCAGGUACGUUUCACAGAUGAGGUGCAGAGGCACAGAGAGGUGAAGCGAUGUCCCCAAGGUCACACAGCUUAGUAAGUGGCGGGGCUGGGACUUGAACCCCGGGGCCGCUCCCUUAACGCUCAUCUACAGAUUCCUGGCCUGUGCACCCUGAGUGGCAGCUGUCUGUGUUAUGCCUGCCAGUGGCCGUCCCAUCACACAGUCUCUACAUCUACCCUAACCAUCCCAUUUUACAGGUGAGGAGAUUGAGGCCCGGCGGGUGCAUGAUCACAGGGCCCAGGAUUCGAAUCCAGAAUCUAACCCACCUUCGUGCCCCAGGUGUCAAGGACUCCUGUUUGAGGAAUUGGUCGGAGAAACUGAGGCACCAGGGGACAAAUUUAGGGGUAGCGGCUGUGUUCAAACCCCACCUGUCCAACUCCAGGCUCUGAGAUAGGAGUGGCUGGCUGGGGGGGGGGGUGGUCCUGGGUGGUUCAGUCAG
Molecule: messenger RNA, 4091 nt
Organism: Felis catus (domestic cat)
Lineage: Eukaryota; Metazoa; Chordata; Mammalia; Carnivora; Felidae
Exons: 2
Coding region: 588-1490 (300 amino acids)
Source: RefSeq, a predicted model, not a curated record